This is a messenger RNA of Strongylus vulgaris, 201 nucleotides long. The record is from the annotation of a GenBank genome assembly. Lineage: Eukaryota; Metazoa; Nematoda; Chromadorea; Rhabditida; Strongylidae.
AUGGACUGGUCAUAUAACGAGGAGGACAGACGACAGAUAGACACUAAGAACUCUGGAAUGGAUCCCUCGCGUAGCGAAAGUCCGCGAGGGAGGACAGUGAGGGCUGACGCGUUCGUUGUACGAAUGCACCAGCUGAAUUCUCAGAUGGUAACGAUCUAUGGAUUGGACCUCGCGAAGAUCGCUGCCGCAGUUCUGUAUUAA